Messenger RNA from Camelina sativa (false flax), 1035 nucleotides. NCBI's taxonomy places the organism in Eukaryota, Viridiplantae, Streptophyta, Magnoliopsida, Brassicales, Brassicaceae. The record is from RefSeq and is a predicted model, not a curated record.
AUGAAUACUUGGAAUGAUAAAAAAGACUCGCUGGGUCCGAAUAACGGCAACAAGUAUGAGCUUAGAUCACAAAGUGAUAAUAUUUGUAAGUUGCUAAAGAAGUGCUGCCGAAAUUCUUUGGCGAAGAAGGUGGAUGAUUCUAAUGACACUGACUCGGAUGAUAUCGACUCUGAUGUGUCCGAAAAUGAUGACGAUGAUGGAAACAGUUCUGAUGAGGAUUAUUGUGAAGAAGAAGAAGAUAAAGAAGAUGAAGGCUUUUAUGAAAUAGUGUAUGUAGACGAAGAAGAUAGUGAAGGCGAUGAUGGGGAUGACACUGAUGAUACUGAAAACGACGAAUAUGAUUAUGAAUCAAGUGAAGAUACUGAGUCUGAAGAAGAAGAUAAUGAGAAGCAAGUUUCUUCUCCGGAAGGGAACGAAACACAAGAGUACUCCAUGUACCAUAGAAUUUCCUUUGACCUUCGUGACUCCAGUGGCAUGCUUUUGCCGUACUCGCUGGGUCCGAAUAACGGCAACAAGUAUGAGCUUAGAUCACAAAGUGAUAAUAUUUGUAAGUUGCUAAAGAAGUGCUGCCGAAAUUCUUUGGCGAAGAAGGUGGAUGAUUCUAAUGACACUGACUCGGAUGAUAUCGACUCUGAUGUGUCCGAAAAUGAUGACGAUGAUGGAAACAGUUCUGAUGAGGAUUAUUGUGAAGAAGAAGAAGAUAAAGAAGAUGAAGGCUUUUAUGAAAUAGUGUAUGUAGACGAAGAAGAUAGUGAAGGCGAUGAUGGGGAUGACACUGAUGAUACUGAAAACGACGAAUAUGAUUAUGAAUCAAGUGAAGAUACUGAGUCUGAAGAAGAAGAUAAUGAGAAGCAAGUUUCUUCUCCGGAAGGGAACGAAACACAAGAGUACUCCAUGUACCAUAGAAUUUCCUUUGACCUUCGUGACUCCAGUGGCAUGCUUUUGCCGUGUGAGUUAACCGAAAAAGCGGCUGACGAUUUCUACAAGACUUACAAAGAUUCCAUAGGUGAAAGCCUCAUCUGUGUUGUUCUAUAG